Messenger RNA from Trichoplusia ni (cabbage looper), 2028 nucleotides. It is a transcript of the gene Cdc23, whose product is annotated as cell division cycle protein 23 homolog. NCBI's taxonomy places the organism in Eukaryota, Metazoa, Arthropoda, Insecta, Lepidoptera, Noctuidae. Gene Ontology annotation, cellular component: anaphase-promoting complex. The coding region runs from base 140 to 1924 and encodes 594 amino acids. The record is from RefSeq and is a predicted model, not a curated record. Gene Ontology annotation, molecular function: protein binding. The transcript has 7 exons. Gene Ontology annotation, biological process: cell division.
UUGCAGUUUGACAGUCCGAUUGAGACCGAUUGUCAAAUUUGAUUGCACGAAUAUCGUUGUCCUAUUUCUUUUAUUUGUAACCGGUAGUUUAACAUAAAUCGCAGUCUAAUUAAAUGAACAUUUUAAGUAUUGUAGUAUAAUGCAGCCGUUGUCAAUAAACUCUAAAACUGAUGUUCAAAUCGACAUAAACCAAGUAAGAAUCGAUAUUCUACAUGGCAUUCGUGAAUGCACAGAUCGGGGUCUCACGCAGACUGCUAAAUGGCUAGCUGAGCUAAAUUAUUCUUUGAAAGACCACAAGAUAGUGUAUGAAACUCCUCCGAAUGCUUAUGAUGAUGGGAUAUCACCGGAAGAAAAGGAAGCGUAUACAUUAGCCAAAAGUUACUUUGAUUGUCAAGAAUAUGACAGAGCUGCCCAUUUCCUAGACAACUGUACUAGUCCUAAGUGUAUAUUCCUUCACAAAUACUCCCACUAUAUGUCGAGUGAAAAGAAACGAUUAGACAAUGCUACAGAUGUAGGUUCGGAGAACACCGAGUCUACACAAGUUUUAUUGGAUUUAUUAUCAUACUUUAAGGCUAAUCGCAAUAAUCUGGAUGGAUACUUGCUGUACCUGGAAGGGGUGGUUCUGAAGAAAUUAGAUCUAAGAAGUCAGGCAGUGACAGUGCUGCAGGCAGCAGUGGCAGCUGCUCCUACUCUAUGGGCAGCUUGGGUGGAACUGGCCGGAUUAGCCAAUGAGUAUGAGGCACUGGACUCCCUGCAACUGCCAAAGCAUUGGAUGAUGUACUUCUUUGCAGCUCAUGCCUUUGUUGAACUGAAGUUGUCAGAGCAAGCUUUAGAAGCAUACAUGGUGUUGGUUACAGCAGGCUUUGAGAAGAGUAAUUAUGUGACUGCUCAAAUGGCUAUAGCCCAUCAUGAUAGGAGAGAUGUGGAUUCAUCAUUGGCCUUAUUUCGAGAACUGUAUGUAAAUGACCCAUACAGACUUGAUAACUGGGAUGUAUACUCUCAUCUCCUUUACUUGAAAGAGAAAAGAAUGGAAUUAGCCAACUUGGCUCAAAGAGCUGUGUCUAUAGACAAAUAUAGAGUGGAAACUUGUUGUGUUAUUGGUAACUACUACAGUUUGAGAAGUGAACAUCAAAAGGCAGUAAUAUACUUUCAGAGAGCUUUAUCUUUAGACCCUCAGUACUUAUCAGCAUGGAUCCUCAUGGGACACGAAUUCAUUGAGCUGCAGAACUCAAAUGCAGCUAUUCAAUGUUACAGACAGGCUAUAGAUGUUAAUAGAAACGACUAUCGCGCGUGGAAUGGACUCGGCCAAGCUUACGAAAUAUUGGGAUUGAAUGGUUACUGCAUAUAUUACUACUCAAGAGCGGCUCAACUUAAACCCGAUGAUUCUAGGAUGUUAGUGUCUUUGGGAGAAGCCUAUGAGAAGAUGGACAAAAUACCGAAUGCACUGAAAUGUUACUACAAAGCUCAUAGUACUGGUGAUAUCGAAGGAAUGGCCUUGUUCAAACUAGCUAAGUUGUACGAGAAAUCGAAUAUGCCUAACAGUGCUGCGGCGGCGUACACGGCAGCUUGCCAAGACCCCGCCAACGCCGGCAGUAAGGAGCUACCUGCGGCACAGCGGUACUUAGCACAAUACUACCUGAGGUUCUCGUUACUGGACCAUGCCGCACAUUACGCUUAUAAGUGCCUGGAGCAUGAAAGUACUAAAGAGGCAGGUAAAAACAUACUUAAAACAAUAUCAGAGAAGCGAUCUUCUUCGACAUCAUCACAACCAUCUACGGAGGACUUACCAGAGGCCAUUAAAAAUGUGUCUACUGUGUCCAUAUCCCACGACACGCCCAAGACGCCCCUGCCCAGCCCUAACGUGACGCCUGACAACUUCUCCACGCCAGUGUUCACAAGGAAAAACAGUAAAUACAAAAUGUGACAUACAAUAUCAAAGAAAUGUAAAAUGUGAGAGGUUGACUGAUAGUGUAAGGGUAUCAAUAUCACUUGUAAAAAUGUACAAUUCAAUAAAGAUUAUCAAAAGAU